Messenger RNA from Helianthus annuus (common sunflower), 297 nucleotides. Its product is annotated as protein IN2-1 homolog B-like. The record is from RefSeq and is a predicted model, not a curated record. Gene Ontology annotation, molecular function: glutathione transferase activity. NCBI's taxonomy places the organism in Eukaryota, Viridiplantae, Streptophyta, Magnoliopsida, Asterales, Asteraceae. The transcript has 4 exons. The annotation marks the transcript as partial.
AUGAAAGAAAUAGAGUAUGAUUACAAGUUUCUAAAAUUAGAAAGUACAAAAGUGCUAGCUUUAGAACACAACAAUGAGGUCAAGGGAGAAAGUCUUGAUCUCAUCAAGUAUAUUGACACCAACUUUGAAGGACCGUCAUUUUAUCCAGAUGACACUAUCAAGCAAGAGUUUGGAGAAGAGUUGCUUUCAUACACUAAUACGUUCUAUAAAUCCGUCACCACCUCAUUAAAAGGAGACGGGUUUGAUGAUGCUGCUGCUGCAUUUGAUUAUAUAGAGAAGGCUCUUUCCAAGUUCUAU